Molecule: messenger RNA, 3314 nt
Organism: Hylaeus anthracinus
Lineage: Eukaryota; Metazoa; Arthropoda; Insecta; Hymenoptera; Colletidae
Gene: Pbp95
Product: snRNA-activating protein complex subunit 4
Exons: 1
Source: RefSeq, a predicted model, not a curated record
UCGAUCAUGGACAAAUUAACGGACGACGAUGAUAUAGCCGAAAUUCUAUUCGUGGAAAGUAUAUCUUCUGACUGCGAAAAGGAAGAUCACUUUCAAUUAGCUUCCAAAAUUGAGAACGAUGUACCAGAGAAUAACUUGGAGAUGUCUAUAGAACGUUACACUUUCCAAGAGAAGUCAGGAUACAAAAGUGAAAAUGAGUUUAUAGAAUUUAAUAUCGACGAUUGCGAGAGUCUAUUAGAUUUCAAUAAACAGAUAAUCUCCUAUUUGUUGGAAUUGAAGAAACACAUAACCUAUGCUCUCCAAAAGUGUGAGAAAAAAUUAAAAGUGUUGGAGACUAAUUUGCAGAAACAUACAAUCGGAGAUACGAAAAUUUUGAUUUGCAAUGCUGGCAUGCCAUACUUCAAAGAUAGAAAUUACUUUUUUGCCCCUAAUAACGAUGACGAGAUAUUAAAGGAAAACCAUAAAGAAUUACAAAUUAGGAAUCUUCCCAAAGUUUCGCCAUGGACAAUGAAAGAAAGAUGCACACUUUUGAAAGCGAUACGAGAAGAAGCCAUUUCGAAUACGUUAUAUUCUCAUAAGGUAGAACGUACCAGACUGAAUAAAGUUAAUGAAAAAAAGAAGAUAAAUAGGUUUCCACCUAUGAAUUUUGUUGACAUGGUUGGUCCAGUAGGAGGGAAAGAAUUUGAUUGGUUUAAAAUAUCCUCUAUUCAUUUCGAGGAAGUACAUCCACCGCUCGAUUGUUGCGUGAUGUGGAAUAGUUUUCUUCAUCCUAAGAUAAAUAAAAACAGAUGGACAAAACCAGAAGAUUAUAAGUUGAAACAAAUUGCGUACAAGUAUAAUUAUCAAAACUGGGAUGAAAUUGCCAAUGAAUUAAAUACAAAACGUACGGCGUAUCAAUGCUUCAUUAGAUACAAUACAACAAAGAAAUUGCCCAAAAUUAAAAAUUGCAUUUGGGAAGCAGAGGAGGAUGAAAAACUUUUAAAACUGAUUGACAAAAUUAAAAUUGGUGACUUCAUUCCUUGGGGUGAAGUAGCGAGUUGGAUGCAAAAUAGAACUAAGCAGCAAGCUUACUUUCGGUGGACUUAUAGCUUAGCUCCAUAUUUAACGAAAGGUAGAUUCAGUAAAUCGGAAGACAACAUAUUGAUGGAUGCUGUUGUUAAAUAUGGUAAAAAUUUCAGUAAAAUAGCAGCUGAAUUGUUGCCUAACAGAACAACUGUUCAGCUUAACUAUCGUUACCAAAUAUUAAACACCAAUAAAAAUAAAAAUUGGAACGUAUGGAUGCUCGCAGACGAUUUGGCAUUGCUGGAACUUCACAGACAGUAUGGUUCGAAUUGGUCCAAAAUAUCGGAAGCGUUUACAUGUAAAACGAGGACUCAUUUGAGACAUCGACAUGCAGCUUUGCAAAAAUAUAUUAAGAGAGGUAAUUCCAUUUAUGACUUACAUAGGAAGGAGAUAAAUGGAGAAGAAGAACUAGAAGAGGAGAGCGAGGAAUCGUGGGAAAAGAAUGGAAACAGAUUGAACGAUGAUUGCAGUAACGAUGUAGACCAGGAACUAAUUGAAUACUUUCGUUCAAAACAAGCAACAUCAAACUUCAUUCAUAAAAGGAAGCCUUGUACAGCGCAACAACUUAAAUGCGACACAAAAAAUGUAUAUAAAACUUUACAGUUUUUGAAUGCCAAACUUCACAUACCUGAUGACCUUAGUAAUUUAAAAUUAAGUAGCGGAGAGAAACAACUUUUAUGUUCUUUGAGAGAAUACAUAAAACUUAAGAAUGACGAGAAAACACAAUAUCAAGUUAUAGAUGAGUAUAGGUCGCUUAUGUUUGGAACAAGUUCCGAUGCAGAAGAAGAAGGUACACAUUACAUCCCGCCGCCUCCUUUCGACUCGCAGAUAAAAUUAAAGAAGUCCAAGGACACCGAGUGCAUCGAUUAUAAUUUAAAUACAGAUGAUACUUUCUUGGUUGAAAAACAAGUAGACUUUGAUACUCCAGAUUUUGUGAUCUCUCGUAUCGGCGGCAACGACCAAGAAUUACUAUUUCAAAAACUCAGUCAAUCAUUCGAAAUGAAUUCUUUGAAGAGUAAACAAACUGCGCGUAGGAGUCAGGAUUUUUGUACUUUUGCAAUUGGUGCAUCAUUACCACAAAGUAAUAGUAGUAGUAGCAACAAUAGGAAUCCAAGUGAAAACGCUUCCCAAGAAACGAGACCUAUCGUUCGAUGUGUUUCUGGUACUUGUUCUGAAAGUAACAGCGUUUAUAGUCAUAAUGUUAAGUUAGAAAGCGGAAGUCAUGAGAAACCAAGCGAACAAACGACGAAUAAUGUCCCGUUAUUUAGUACGUACGAAAAGAUACAUAUUCCACCGAAUUCCAGCGUAGACGCAUCUACAGGACAAGACGUUCCCUCGAUGGAAGCGACGCACGCAACUUUACUCGGUAUACAAAAUUUAAUGUAUUUAAAGCAGUUGAACGAAAUACGCAGUAAUUCGUAUAAAAUCACCACGAAAUCAAAGACAUUUCAAAAAUCGCUUGAUUUACUAGAAACACGUUUGGAGCAAUUGUUUAAGUAUCCCAUUGGUCAAUCGAAAACUGUACUGCCGAAAGUUUACGUAAUGGAUAUAUUUUCCUACGAUGAUAUUGCGCCUAAAAAGAAGGCUUCCGAAGUGUCGAAAAUACGGAAAACCUAUCGGACAAAAAAGAUGCGAUUGUGUAAUAAAAAUAGUAACAAUCAAAAAUGAUCAAGGUCAAUCUUGGUUUGUUAAUAUUUUGAAACGAUACUAUCAUGUUCUUUUUUUAUACGAGAAAAACGAUUCGAAGGGAUGAAGGUUUCAGAAAAGUUUACAAAUUCGUUUAAUUAUUUAAAGGUACAUACAAGUCAAGUUUCUAAUGGAUUUUAUUCAUCAAGUAUGUAUGCAUGUUUCAAAUUUUUCAUGUAUCGAUAUCUACAAUGCAAAUUCAUUGAUUAGUGAACGAAAUCUGUAAAUACAAUGAUCGCAGGUUCCUUAAAGUAAUACGAUCCAAACAUUUUUAUCGUCUUUUGUUUUAUACAAAAAAUAGAAACACUCUUAGAGUAAACCUAUACUUUUAUCGACCGGACUACGAGAAACAGUUCGAAGUAUGUAAAUUAACGAAGAAAUAUCAGGGGAAAAAAAAGAAAAAAGAAAAGAGUAUUGUUGUAUAUAGGUUCUACAGUUUGUAUAAAAAUUACAAAAAUGUAAACAAUUUCAGUUACGUAUAAAUAGUAAAAUGCACCCUCGCUAAUUCAGUCCAAACACUUUUUCUUUGAACUAUUAAUGCAAAAUAAAUAGAGUAUAUUUUUCUA